AUUGUAAAUUUUAUCUGUGGUGAGGUGAUUGUCGGAUGAGCUAUCAAGACGAGUUAGUGAUGGGAAAUCUGAAGUUUUACAGCUGAACAAAAUUCUAUUGUAUUAUGAUGUCUUGAAAAUAAAUAUAAAUAAAGCAUUAUCGGGAAGAUAUCUUAGAUGAUAUUGGAGGUUGACCGAUUAUGUCCGAGUACGAUCUACAGUUUGAAGCGGACCUAGAAAAGGCCCAAGCUCUUAGCUUAGAAAGUUUGGCAUUGGAGCAAUUUCGAAGACAGAAACAGCUAUCUAAUUCAGAUAAUGUUCGGGAAACGGUCAGCAGUAUACGUCGUAGAGAGGAACCCGACGGUGCGCCACCAGCUCUGCCUCCACCACCAAGGAAACCACCAAGGAAGACGUCCACAUCAGAGAACUCUAGGUCAUCAGGAACGAGUCCGACGAGGAAUACGAGCAGCGAUCUAAUAUCGUUCACGAGUCCUACAGCGAAAUCACCUCCAAAUAACUCUCAUGCCUCCCUCAAGGAAUAUCUUGAUCAGCUUAGCAAAUUGGGCCAACAAACCGAGGAUCUUACAAUAAAUGCGCCUGAACAAUCAACCACAAUGAACAACCAGUAUAAUCACAGGCCGAGCUUUCCCUAUAAUGCUCAGUACAAUUACCCCCCUCCGUAUACACCAAUGCCGCCCUACCCUCCAUCCACACCAUACGGCAUGCCUGUACCCAUGGGGCCAAUGCCCAACUACCCCUACUACCCAAUACCUGCACAUCACGAUCAGCCACCAACAUAUGUGAUCACGAACCCACCAAUGUAUGCACCAACGAUACCAUAUAAUCAGACCAGAAUGGCCUCACCGUCACCAUAUAUGCCACAAUAUCCCCACGGUCCACAGUACAAUUACAAUACAACGAAUCUAAUAUCUCGAGCACCGAGACCCAAUCUCUACCCACAGUUAAGUCAGACGGCCAAUUAUCCACAGAUACAACAAAACGCACAACAUAAAACUGUGAAUAACAACAAUAGUGUUAAAAAGCAACCUCCGGUUAAAACUGAACCUUCAAAGGACAGUGCUGAGAAUGCUGUCAAGUCGACUGAGUCCGACGAGUCCACGGCCGGCGGGGAUCCAAAUCUGAUAGACUUCGAUAGAUCCCAAGGUAGCGUAAGAGUGAGUGUUUUAGAGGCAUUCGACCCACUACUAACAGAAAACGAUCACGAUAUAACAGUCCCAAGCGACACGAGCAGUGUGUAUGAGGACUAUGAUCCUCUCGACUUUCUGUACGGGGAGACAGAGCUGAGGGAACCGGUGUACUCCACCGUGGACAGGAAGACGGCGCCCGGGCCUUCGCCCCACAAGAAACUACCAUCACCCACGCUGACUACUAGACAUACCACGAAUAAACUGUACGACUGCAUCGUGAAGUCCAGGACCAAAUUUUACGACAGCGAACACGAAGCGUUCCUGAAAAUGGUUCUCGACGUCAGAAAAAAAUUCAUAUACACGGAUGUUAAGACGAACCCUGGUCACGUGAUAGCGGCCAGGUCCGGGGGGAGGUACCCACCGAACACUAGUAUUAAGAUUCUAGUCCACAACACACACACAGACGAACCGAUCACAUUCACGUCAGACGUGGAGUCGACGGUGGAGCACGUUAUAUUGACUGUAGUGUGCUCCCUCGACGAGGACAUAAGGGAAGACAUGUCCGGUUACAUGCUAAGGGUGUGGGGCGCCAAAGAGUAUUUGACCCCCGGCAGCGUUCUCAGUGAAUACGACUACAUACGGGAAUGCGUUCGUCUAGAGAAGGACGUGUCUCUAUGUCUCUGUGAGGGUAGAGACGACUCCCUCGCCAGGACUGACAGAGACGACGCUAGACACGCCCAUCUCACUCUAGACGACCUCAUACCUGCCCAGGGCUCCCUACACAUGUUGUCGUUUGACAACCUCUCUAUUUUACUCGAGACUCUGGAGGGUGAGUUGUCCCGCGCCGUGGGUGUUGUGGGUGCGGAGGGUACGUGUUCGCCGUCGGCCGUGUUCCAGGCCGUGAAGGCCAUCUGUGCUCUGGCCGGGGGUCUAGUGACCUUGCACCUCACCUACACACUCAACGCAUUCGCUCAGGCUUGCACGGCGCAGCCAUCUAGCACCGUCCGUCCCGAGAUCCAGUCGGAGUCGGGUCCGUAUUGCGCGGUGUCCCUCCGUGCGGCGAGCCCCCGCGAGGCGCUCUCCCUGCAGUGCGCGAGGCUCCGGGACGCCGUGCGCGCCCUGCUCGCCUUGUACACAAGAGCUACGCUGCUAGACUUCCGACUGGCCGACGGACCGUUCGCCACGGACCACGAAAAAGCGGUAUCCUCACAGUCAGUGACAGAGACGAUGUUGUUCUGUAUCGAGGCCGUACACAGCCUGCCGCUGUGUUGGACUCACGACGAGUAUCUAUUCCACGCUCAGAUAUACUACGGAACCCGGCCGCUGAAGACCCUCCACGUGACACAGGAAUCCAAGAUAGAGUGCGGAGGCUUCUAUCCCAGGAUCAUAUUCGAUACGUGGUUAAACCUGGAAGAUACGACGAUCAGUUCGUUACCUCGGGAGUCCCGCCUGGUGUUGACGUUGUAUGGCCGGACCCAGAAGAGUGAGGACACAGGGACCGACCAGGCCGGCGAGGCUGAUGUGAAGUACGAACUGCACGAGCUCGGCUGGGCAGCGAUACAGCUGUUUGAUUAUGAUGGAGUGCUGUCUCACGGCCAGUACGUGUUGCCGUUGUGGCCGAUGUGCUGCGAUCGUCGUAUGGGGCCGGCGCCGCCUCUCCUGCAUUCACCGCCCCCACCAUAUCCGGUUGUCAAUAUCGAAAUCCCGAGUUACAAUCGAAAUGGCGUCCGAUGGUCGGACGGCGAUGAGAAUAAUAAGAGUUCACAGCCCGAAGGUCUGCCAGCGUUUGAUUCACUGGACGGGCACACGCAGCAACAGUUGUUACAUCUGAUAGAACAAGGAGCAUACCAAAGAAUGCCCACCGAGGGAAGGGAGAUAUUAUGGGAGAAACGUCAGUACCUCGUCCAAAUCCCGGGUGCUCUGCCCCUCGUGCUCUUAGCGGCGACUAGCUGGGCUGGGGAGCCCCGUGCUCAGCUGGUUUCACUUCUAGAGCGAUGGGAGAAACCUUCACCCACAAACGCUAUGCAUCUACUGCUGCCCUGCUUCCCAGACGCGGCGGUCCGUAAGUUAGCGGCGAAGCUAGCGAACGGCAUGUCGGACGACGAACUGAUGAGAGUGUUGCCCCAACUCACACAGGCGUUACGUUACGAGACGUACGAAGCUAGUCCGUUAGCAGAAUUACUGCUCUCGAGAGCGCUGCGAGCGCCGGCCGUGGCUCAUAAAUUGUUUUGGCUUCUAGUCCAUUCCCUGCCAAACGUACCACAGGCUCCAAAUCAAGAAUUCCUAGGUAUAACUCUAGAGGACGGGCCGUGCGAGUCGUCUGAACCAGACGCCUGCAUGACCUUCACCUGGAGAAGUCGACUGAUGCUGCGAGCGUUGCUGGCAAUCUGCGGAGAAAACCUUAACAAGACACUACUGAGACAGCAGCUAUUAGUCAAGACGGUAGCGGAUGUGGCGAUGUCGGUGAAAUGCGCUAAAGAAAAUCUCCGGCAGAGGGCGCUUUACGGGGGAGGGGAGAAGUUGGCGGCCGUGCUGAGGCAGGAGCCGGUCGCUCUGCCGUUCGCCUUACACCGAUAUGUACACGAUAUAGACAUCAAGUCCUGUUCAUACUUCUCGUCGAACACUUUACCGCUAAAGAUCAACUUCAUAGGCGUCGACAACGCAGUCGUUCCUGCCAUGUUCAAGGUCGGUGACGAUUUGAGACAGGACUCGUUGGUGUUGCAAGUCAUCAAGGUUAUGGAUAAUCUGUGGCUUCAGGCCGGUUUGGAUCUGAGAAUGGUGACCUUCCAAGCCCUGCCCACCAGCAAUCAGAGAGGAAUGAUAGAGAUCGUAUCCGAAGCGGAAACUCUUCGAGCGAUCCAAACGGAGUGGGGAUUGACGGGGUCGUUCAAGGACAAACCUAUAGCUGAAUGGCUCGCCAAACACAACCCCUCGGAACUAGAGUACCAGCGGGCCAGGGAUAACUUCACGGCGUCGUGUGCUGGGUAUAGCGUGGCCACCUAUCUGCUGGGUAUCUGUGACCGCCACAACGACAACAUCAUGCUGAAAACCUCCGGACACCUCUUCCACAUAGACUUCGGCAAGUUCCUGGGUGACGCGCAGAUGUUUGGCAAUUUUAAAAGGGAUCGCGCUCCAUUCGUCCUCACUCACGACAUGGUGUACGUCAUCAACGGCGGCGAACGACCCACGCAGCGCUUCCAGCACUUUGUCGAGUUGUGCUGCAUGGCGUUUAACAUAGUCAGGGCGCAUCACGAUCAUAUAUUGGAUCUGUUCGCACUGAUGGCGAUGUCUGGUGUGUCGGGCGUGUCUAGUGCGGCGGUGUGCUACGUCCGAGCCGCCCUGCUGCCGGCCGCCACCAACGCCGAGGCAGCCGCGGCCUUCGCUAGGCUCAUACACUCCUCGCUCAAGAGCAAAUUCACUCCUAUAAACUUCUUCCUCCACAACCUGGCCCAGCUCCGGGCGAGCGGCGACCAGGGGAACAGCACCUCCGAGCUGCUGUCGUUUAUGCCCCGGACAUACACCAUGGCGCAAGAGGGUCGCCUCGUCCGCGUAGAGUGUCUCAGCUACGAGAAGCGCUACGACCCGGAGAAGCACUACGUGUACGCGCUACGAGUCUACAGACAGGGACAGGCCACGCCCUCCGUCCUGUACCGCUCCUACAAACACUUCACCGAGCUCUAUCAAAAGAUAUGUCUGCACUUCCCCCUGGCGAAGGUCCACAGCCUUCCAUCAGGGCUCCAUGUCGGCCGGUCGAACAUCCGCCAGGUGGCUGAGCGCAGGUUCGCGGAUGUCCAGUCUUUCUUGACCUCCCUGUUCAGCCUCGCCGAUGAGAUCUCACACUCGGACCUCGUGUACACUUUCUUCCAUCCGCUGCUGAGGGAUCAACAGGAUGUGGAGCCGCAGAGACUCAGGAAGGGCGAGUCCGUGGAGGCGGAGUCGAGUGGCCGCGGUUCCUUGAAGCUGUCCGUUCAAUACGCCGCUGGUGUUCUAUCUGUUCUCAUACUACACGCUCAGUCGCUCGCCUCCUCGCAGGGUCAGCCGCCUAACCCUUAUGUCAAGGUGUAUUUAGUACCGGAUCCAACCAAAGAAACGAAACGUAAGACGCGAGUGCUCAAACGUAACGCACACCCAUCGUUCAUGGAGAUGUUGGAAUAUCGCUUACCGCUGGACGUGGUCAAGAACAGAAGCCUGCAAGCCACGGUGUGGCAUUACGACUCGCUGCAGGAAAACGAGUUCCUCGGCGGCGUCGUGAUACCUCUGAGUUCAUUAAACUUGAGAGAGGAAACAGUAUCCUGGUAUCCCUUGGAAUAUAUCCCGAGAUAGUUGCUACUUACCCGCUCCGCUAUAUGGAGCACACGAUUUAUCUUAAGAUAAACGACUUUGGAUACUAAAUGUUAUAAAUAUAAUAAAUAAAAUCGAUAGAGUCAACAAUAGCUUGCGAUCAUAUCAAUUUUUAUAUAAAAAAAAAUAUUUUUCGGUAACAUUUUUCUAUUAAAUCAUGCAGAUACCUAGCGACUGUAUUGUUUGUAUUUCAAAAGGUUACCGACGUGCAUUAGAAAUGAAUUAGCUGAAGACUGUCUGAGCACUGGUCGCUUAAAACACAUGAAAUUUAAAGUGAACAGGAAUCCAUUCAAAUAACAACCUUACGACAGAAUGCUUAAAGUCUAUUGUACCUUAAAUUUUCUACUUAAAAAAAUGAUUCUAUUCUAUACAUACUAUAUCAAUACUAAAAUAAACUUUGUUAAUAAUGAAACGAGAAAGUUCCUGCGUAAACUGAAAGUUGAUUACUAGAAUUUAUCUGAAAUAUGUCAAAAUAUGUCGGAACUGACUGUAUAAGGAGUAUCUGAUAUUCGUUAUGUUUCUCGUCUAAAUUAAUAGUUAAUAACAUGAAGCCCCCCAUACACACACAUUUCUUGUUAUAAUAUUAUUUAUAAUGUAAUUUCUAUAACAACUUUAUUUCUGCUUCAUUUCGAACUGUUUUGUCUCAGUAGUAAGUUUCCAGUAUAAUGUCAAACUUCAGCCUCUCAAAGGCCAUCCCGCGGACAGCCAUUGAUCAAUCGAUUGGUUUAUUUCUCACAUUCCAGAUUAUAUAUAUUUUUAUAUGAGCAUUUGUUAAUAUUUUACGGUCUGUGGUACUUCGUAGCUGACGGAUGUCUGUGGAGUUCACUCUAUAUGGUCUGCGCUAUAUACAGCGUGUUUAGUUUUUAGAUCUGACUGUAAAGGUUUUGAGCGUUCUCUAUAUGUUAGCUUAGUGUUGCUGUGUUAUAUUUAUCAUUUGUGGAUUGAAUAUUAUUUUUCUAGCAUAUGUACAUUUAUUGGUAUUAUAGAUGCAUUUUAAAUAUUGUAUUAAUUUCUACUGCCCAUUAUAUUGAUCGUAACCGAGUAUUUUACCGCUUUUAGUAUGGGACGGGUGUUCCCCGUCGCCGCAUCAUGGCUUCCAGUAUUGCUCAAAAUAGAAGGAGCAUAUUUAUAUAAUAUAGAUAAUAAAUAUUAACUUGUAUAUAGAUUUUAGACAGUUUUGUAUGUCCUGUUUGUAAUCACCCGAUGGAAUCAUAAUAAGCCCUUUUCGUUGUUUACAAACCUGUUUGUAUCGGUUUAAUAAACUUUUCUAAUACAA
Danaus plexippus (monarch butterfly) is the source of this 6744-nucleotide messenger RNA. It is a transcript of the gene Pi3K68D, whose product is annotated as phosphatidylinositol 4-phosphate 3-kinase C2 domain-containing subunit alpha. Bases 180 to 5450 code for a protein of 1756 amino acids. Gene Ontology annotation, cellular component: phosphatidylinositol 3-kinase complex; cytoplasm; plasma membrane. Gene Ontology annotation, biological process: phosphatidylinositol-mediated signaling; cell migration; phosphatidylinositol 3-kinase/protein kinase B signal transduction. Gene Ontology annotation, molecular function: 1-phosphatidylinositol-4-phosphate 3-kinase activity; phosphatidylinositol binding; 1-phosphatidylinositol-3-kinase activity. NCBI's taxonomy places the organism in Eukaryota, Metazoa, Arthropoda, Insecta, Lepidoptera, Nymphalidae. The transcript is spliced from 33 exons. The record is from RefSeq and is a predicted model, not a curated record.